ACAUGUUGUCAAUGUAGCUCGUUAGCUUGCAGGACAAAUGGGCACUGCGGCUUGAAGUCUCCAGGAAGUUUGGGAAUUUAUCAAACGGAGCUGACUCGUUUAACCCUUAUGUCACAUGCUUCUACAUUGUCAUAUCCUAUAACCUAAUGUUUUAUUCAACAUGUAUGUUUCAGCCUUUGGUGCGAUAAAUUUGGACUCUGGCUAGUUCACCAUGCUUUGCUAGCUUGUUAGCUAGCCACCCAACCAACCACCAUCAUUUUCCUCGUAUCACGGUGCAUAUCACAUUGAAUUAGGCUACGUGUGUUGAAAUGGCACAAAGGAAAGACGUAUUCCAAUCAAAAGUCCUCAACAAGCUUUACCAUAAAGCUCCAACGGAGCAAAAUAAGCCUAACCCUAUUAAUCUUGUGGAGAUAUUGGCGAAUAAACCUGCUCUGAAAAGAAAAACAUUUCCGAAUUCAGUCAAAGAUGAUGGAGAGUCAUUAUCCAGCAGCACUGAUCCAGGCCUGCGGGUUUACACGGCCCUGCCUCCACCUGCAGACUACAGGGCGGGCCCCCAGGGGGAAUCCGUCACACAACCCCAGCCGGAGAGGAUAAAUAGUGACGGGGAAGCAGCUGCAGAGAGCGGCGACGACACAGACCAAGACGGACAGAGCGAAGACCACAGGAGACGCAGAAGAAGAAGGGGGAAAAAGACGCGGGCCCCCCGCGAACGUUCCUCCAUCGAUGGAACAACCGGGGCGGCUGAACCAAAAGCCAGACACCUCACACGAGACUCCAAUGCCACCGCUGAGGGGGGUGGGGGAGAUGGUGGUGGCGGCGGUGGGGAGCCCCUGAGCAGAAACAGAAGGAGGAAGCUGAAGAAGAAACGCCACAAAGAGAAGCUGCACGCGCUGGGCCUGGUGCCUCGGGCAUCGGCUCUGGAGUUCACCUAUCAGAGAGAAGGAGACGAGGAGGAGGAGGAGGAGGAGGAGGGAAAGAGUGCAGAUGAGGUGUCAAGGUUCCUCAGGAGCACAAUGGAGAUCUACCUGUCAGAUGGCUCAGUGCAUCCAGACCGGCCUACUCUGCCAACCGCAGCACUGCAGAAACUGCUGAGCAACGUGAUCGACGGAAGCGCCCCUCCGUCAGUCCUGAGGCUGCUCACCCGACUCAUGGGGCUCGUGCAGCGCAAAGAGGCUGGCAGGCUGGCCCAGGCCCUGGAGGACCUCUGCACCGCGCCCCUGGCUCCAGAAGAAACUGCUGCAUUGGUGCCUCUGUUCAGAUACUGGAUCACAGACAUUCUCCCCAUGCAGAGAGAUGCAAAGGAGUGACCAUCUGAGAACACAUCCGCAAGACUUUGAGAAUGAGACCCAGAGGCUUCUGAAGAACUUGAAGAGUAGCCAUGCCAAGCCAUAGGAAACACAAAACAAAAUGUAUUGGCCAAGUCAGGUCAGCUGCCAAUGCCAAUUUGAUCCAUCAGAAAUUCAAGCAAUACAAAUUCACUGUUGUUAAUGAGGAGAAGGUGCUAACCAUGUUUUUUAUACAAGUAUCUCUUGAGUCUCUGUUAGAUGUAUUCAGCAACACCUAAACAAAUUACUGCUUAAUAAACGGCUGCAUUUUGGUACCAUCCAUAUCUGUCUCACUUUUACGGAAAAACCAGGUUCCCCACAUCUUUGCCCAAUUCAAUCUUUUCUCCCGCCAUAAUUAAACUGUUGUCAUUAUCGACCCAAGCUUUCGCCGCACCGCCAGUCAUUAUACUUUUUCUUUUUACCAAGUGGUUGAUGCAGUCUAAAUUGGAUGCCUAAUUGUUAUUAGGAUCCCACUUGUCCUCCCCCUAUCGGCCUUCAAUUGCCAGAAAACCAAAUGUCAGUUGUGCUUGAAGAGCCACCCAGACUGCAGAUGUCAUGACAUUUAAAACCAACCGGCUAACUGGGUAGCUUGUCAUUUAGAUCGACACUUCACAAGAGCCAUUCCCAUUUAAGAGGGUGCAUCAUAAAGCCUUUUCAUCCCAUCUGGAAAUUGUUAAUGUCCUAUGUGAAAGACAACUUUGAUUAUGUUCUGAGGUUGUCAUUCGGGACAUCAACAUGAGAAAUAACCGAGGGAGUGACGUAACUGGUAUCGUACCCUUUUGAACCGGGUGUGCACCAACAAGCAAUGUGUGCAGAACCAACACCUCGCAAGAUUGAAAGACCAGUAAACAACUCCGGGGGAGAUCAGAGCUCAGACGGCUGACCUGUGGAUCUGCACAGUAGUCUGUCCUAAUAGGCCUGAUGGUGCGUGAGAGCCCCGCUUGCCAAGGGAAGAGGUCGGUGAAAGGGGAGAGAGGAUUAUCCAGGGUUGGCAGUGCCAUUAGACGCCUGAAGGAUUCCCGUAUUGCACAAAACCGGUUUGACAGGAAAAGUCUUCUGGGUUAUACCGCUUGUUCGUUUAAAGCCACCUGUGGCAAUUAACUCGUGACUUUGGUCAACAUUGCAGCCUUGCUGAAUUCUUACAGCAGAUUACUUUGGGGGGCCGCCAUUUGUGCCCUCCGUUGAAAAGCCACCCACCGCCAGAUGCCAGGCAUCUGGCAAAGGGGCUAAUGGUCUCAUUCUGGAUGCAUUAGCCGACAGGGACUACAAGGACGCAACCCACAUUAACCCAAAAUGCUUUGUUUGUAUGUAUUUCUUUAGUACACCACAUGUAUUUGUAGUGAUUGGCACACACUUGCUUUUUUGGUUAUUUUUUCGGUGGUUAAGUGAGGUUAUAUUAUUUUUAUUUCUUGACAUUAAUCUACAUUCCACGGUUUCACCACAGUGUUUAGAUUGUACGGGGAAGCACUGAACCCGUGGCCGCGGCCUCACAGAUCUCUGCGUCGUAUGAAUCAAUGAGGGUACGAGGUCAGCUCGGCUUCUCCGCUCACAGAGUUGAGGUGAAGGUCCGGUUGGCAGUUGUUCUUCCUGGACUGACUCUUUCCGGUGCACCGAGGGAGGCGUCCUCAGCAUAACCUCCUUGUAACCUCCAUAAGGACUCUGCUCAAGUGCUCAAAACCCCGAGGCUACCCGCGUCUAAGGAUGUUAAAGUCUCCAAAUGUGUGCUGACGCUGCAAACAUACGGAAAAGAAAUGGCCAAAUCAGCUGACACUGCAGAUUCAAGCCAUUCUUUUGUGUUUGUACUGUACAACCAAAACCUGUUGAACCUUUUAGAUUGGAAUCCCUUUAGUUACAGUAGCCCUGCUUCAGUUCAUUCAGAGGUAAAGAUUCUGAGGACAUUAGACCAUCAGUGACAUUUAGAAUUUGGUGACCAAAACAAAGGUUUCUGGUGGUUUCAAUUCCUUGAAUUUAUAGAAUUAUUAUAAAAGCAUCAAUAGGACACUGCAAUAUCACAUCGAAACAACCUCCUCAAUUUUUUACGUAUGGAAGCAUUGGAAUGCUAGUUAUUGUGUUAAUAAUGUGCUAGUAUUGUUUUUUGGUCAUUAUUUAUUAAUUAUUUAGUCAUUUAUCAUGAUAUUAUUUGUCAUUAUAGGAAAACAUUCUCAUGUAUAGAAGUGCCACAAUGUUAAUCAGCCUAGGCUAUUGUGUAUUUAUAUUGAUUUGGAUUUAAAGUAGUACAUCUCUCUUGUGUCCUCAAAAAAUGAAUAUCGCAAACAUAUAUCGUUCUUUCCUUAUUUACUGUUAUGUUUAUCUCCUCUGACCUUCCUGUGCGGUCACCUAUACUGUUUAUUGCAUCAUGGUCUUUAAUUUGAGUUUAAAGCGGCAGUAGAAAUCCUCUUUAAACUUUGCCAUACCUCAAGACACAAUAAUAUCUGUUCACAGCUAAUAGCCAGAUUCUACUGCAUCCUCUAUUUAUCAGAUGCACACAAAGUCACACAGGCAGACUUGUAAACAGGCAACACACGCACACACUCGCACAGUAGCAUGUUGCUGUCUGACUUCCCGGUCUGCUUAUACUGUUGUCUUCGUGGCCCUGCCAACCUCCUGUAAUCCACUUACCCCCUGCUGCCUGUGCGUUUAUGUCUUAUGUAAAGACCAGAGGGCGAUGUUAUAAGGCCGGCGUGCCAAGGCUGUCCUGCACUAGGUACAUGCUACAGGUAGUGGUGUCCACACCAACGAAUAAACACACACAGACACACAAAGGGCCAGUCAAGCGCCUCUGUCAGUGGAUUUCCUAAUCCCAGGGAUCCAGGCAGGGGAACUCCGAAAGGGGCUGAAUAACUCAGAGAACCAUCUUGAGAGACGUACCCGGGCGUCCUCACGCACUCCAUCACCAUGUUUUUCAGAGUGCCACGACUCACUCCAGGUUACCUCCGGUUUCUGCAGACCCAGGCCUGCAGACCAGUGUCUGUGCGGCCCCCGGUUGAAAGGACCCUCCCGGGCGUAGCGAUGCUGAUGGGGGCCCUGGGGAUCGGUAUGUGUGGUUACAGCUCCCAGCAGCUGGCCCUCCACCACCGGCCCUCCGCCCGUGUGCUCCAGUGGGCCGGCGCACACACCAGCAUCCCCUCGGCCGCCAUGAUGGGAGGAGCCAGCCAGAGGACCCCCUUCCUGGAUGUGAGCCGCCAGGCCAGCGCGUGCAUGGAGGUUCCCCCGCCCUCCUACGCUGGCGACAAAGUGGCCCUGAAGUAGCCUGGGUCCGAUUUCAAAACGACCAUGCCUCGUAGGUUUCUGUUCAGGUAAUGGUGCACGUGCACACCUUUAAUCGGAGCGCUGCCGGCCCGUGGACGCACGCGGCCCACGCUCCCUUGAGAUGUGCCUGUGCGGACCGACAUGAACUGGACCUGUGUGUGUUGGCUUGGAGAAUGAGUAGCGUGUUAGCUCAAUGAUCAAAUAGUGUCAGUUCCGGUAGCCGGUGUAAAAUAGCAGCAACCCUUCAUCAUCUAUAGCCAGUUUGGAGUUUGUUCCCAAACACUUAGAUUGGAAUGUGUUUGAUUUUACGCUUGAAAUUCGACAGAAGUUUAGAGUGGAUCUUAAAUAAGAUCACGUGUUUCAUCUACAGUCUGUGGCGUGUGUCUUGGUGAAGGCUGAGCGGAGAAAAAAGGAAAAGGGACUUGAUGCUUGGCACGGCUCUCAUGAACGCAGAUGGUGGUUGGCAGCAUGUCUCCUGUAUACCCUCCCUCCCCUCCUCUCACACACCCACUGACACACACACACACACACACACACACACACACACACACACCUACUGACACAAACACACACACCGCACACACACACACACACACACACACACACACACACACACACACACACACACACACACACACACACACACACACACACACACAUACACAACACACACAUGCCAGAAAUCCCUGUGCAACUGGGUGCCGGUGGCUCCAAUUGAUUUCGAUGGAGUAGAACCAGGUGCCGUUCAUCAGCAGGCCUUGGCAUUAAGCAUGAACUGGCAUGAGGCUGCCAUCAGGACUCAUUCACACAUCAUGGUGGAAGACAGUGGUUCCAGAAGAUUAGGUACAAAUCACCCUUUUUGGGAGCAUAAGAGAGCGUGAUGGGGGGGCUGUGAUAUUGCAAUCUGUACCAGUAACAGUGUACAGAGUGUAGUCUUUGUCUUCUCAAGCCAGUAUCUACUCUGUGUGUGUAUUGAUUCCAUAUCUAUCUUGAGAGCAGCUUGUACUUGACCCCGGUAAACAACAGUGCUGUAUAAAUACACCUCUGUGGAUUAAGGGUCCUAAUUCACCUGGGUAAGACAGCGAUGGCGGCAUGUACGGCAGAGAGCCUCUCCCUGCCUGAGCCUGGCAGCCUAAGCCAAUUUCCUCAUUUAGUAUUAGCCCUGGUGGAAAAUCAGCACCCCGGCACUUACGCACACACACACAACCACCUGAUCUUGUAUUCAGACUAAGUACCAACAAGACAGAGCCAGGACAGGACCUGACGGUUCCUGUGCAUCCCCGCCCUGGUGCCGUUCCCCCUGCAGUGUCCACCACUAAUAAGGCCCCCCGCGCUGCCGUCGGACACAGAGGUCCUGAUGGGUUCUGCCCUUUGAAGGGCCAGCCGGUGGGCUUUUGGCGAGACCACUGAGUGUGGUUGAGAACGCGUGCUGUGCCUUAUGGGGAUAGCGCAGAUGCGGUCUCGUUGUUGUUGUGCUUUUGUGGCACGGUUAAUGACCUGAAACUCAAUUAGCACUCAUGGGAGAGAUUGAGCGACGUUUGAGGAUGAGCUUUCGUGGUUGCUGGUUGUUGUUUUUUUUGGACGAGCCUGCAUCGGCGCAACUUUUUAACUCAGAGCCGGGAAACCACUCCUUAAAGAGUUUCAUAACGCUGAGGUCAGAAAGACCCAGUGAUCCAUUUCCUCCCGCUGCGAUGAAGACAUUGGUGUGUGGCUUUGAAAUGUGAGGAUUUUUGCAGGUUGGGAGACGGUAACACGACAAGCCAAGGCGACAAGGGCCUUGCUGCAAAUCGGUCCUGUAGUAGUGCCCUGACAAUGGAAUAAACCUCUUAUCCUACUAUCCUACCGCCACCCAGGUUCUAUAUCUAGUGGGUGCUGGAGUGUUUAAAUAGUGUCCGUUUAUUGCUCCCCCACAGGCCUCGUCGGGACAUGGAUGAGAGGGGGGUUGACGGGGUUUAACGGACACUCUCGAUGCUGCCAUGGUCUGCAGAAGGUGCAUUGAGCAUUAAAUAAAUGUAUUGAUCUCAAUCAGAGGGCGGGUAGUAAGGCUUCACCCACUGCACCAAAACAGCUGCUUCUCUGAAUUUCCCCAACUUAUGUUAGAGAACUGCUGACAUGACGUGAGACUGUAUGAGAUACAUGUUCUUAUUUUAACAUUGCAGGUGGAGGCGUUAUUUAAGAAAAGAGUGUUUUGCACAAACAGGAUGCAUAAUGAUUAAUGCGACUAAGUGAAAUUGUUUGGAGAAUGUUAUGUUUACGACUGUUGCACUAUUUGUCAUCCCCUGGCUUUUGCUAGGCCUAAACACAUAUAUUUUGAACAGUAUGCUGUAUUGUAUUCACUGAAAAAAAUCUAUAAAACGAUCAAAAGAA
Messenger RNA from Gadus macrocephalus (Pacific cod), 6941 nucleotides. RefSeq names its product glutamate-rich protein 1. The record is from RefSeq and is a predicted model, not a curated record. The transcript is spliced from 7 exons. Bases 309 to 1307 code for a protein of 332 amino acids. Lineage: Eukaryota; Metazoa; Chordata; Actinopteri; Gadiformes; Gadidae.